Didymodactylos carnosus is the source of this 1362-nucleotide messenger RNA. Lineage: Eukaryota; Metazoa; Rotifera; Eurotatoria; Philodinida; Philodinidae. The record is from the annotation of a GenBank genome assembly.
UCGCUUUUUAGCCUUUGACCGUGGUAGAUUCAAAGUUUUAUAAUUCGGCCAUUUUUAGUCCAAAUUGACUCAGAUUUUCAGGAUACACUCAAAACAAGUUACAGAUACAAGAUCGAGUCGAAAGAAUGGUUUGAAAGUUUGCUGAUCUGCUCAGGUUUUGGAGGCGGUUUCUGGAAAACCUUCCUUGUAACGGUGGUUUACAACCGAUUCUUUCGGCUCGAUCUUGUAUCUGUGACUUGUUUGAGUGUAACUUCACUCUCAUUUUCAUUCAUUAAUGCGGAAAUGAUGUUUUCGACCAAUAGGAAUCACCGUAGAGGUCGCUGAUGCUCAUUUUCUGAUUCCCCAUAGUCGACUACCUACUCCAUAUCAUUAUCAGCCAAUCAACUUUUGCUGUACUAGUUUGUCUGUCGCUAGUAUCUAGUCUGCGGACAUACAAACAAACAUACAAACAUACAACCAUACAAACAUACAUACAGGCAUUUUAACUCGAUAAGACCCUUUCCUUUACAGUCAAGGGAAUAAGGGAAAUAUGGACAAAAAGACGAGUUUCUCAUCUCUUUACGUUUGCAGCCAUGGUUGCUCCAAAAUGCCAAUAGUGUGAAUAGUCAAAGCAUUUUCUAAACGACGAAUACAUCGAAAAAACCUUGUCGUCGUCUAGCUUCCGAAAUGACACUUUCUUGAAUCUAGCUAUAAAGUGUCAUCCUGAUUUUCUUAAUGUACAUAAAAAGCUUUCUUUCAUGGUCUGUUAUAAAUAUGGACUAUAGACUGAAUUUCACAUGACCGUUCAGAAACAAACUGUUUCUUUUUAUGCAGUCAAGCAGUUAUCUUAAAUACUCUCUCUCUUUUAUUAAAAGUAAAGAUAUGAAGCGCUUAUUUUUUAUUUUGUUGCUUAUUUUGUCAUCUGUCCUCUUUUCAUGGCCUGGCUGUUUCCUCUCGCUCUUCUUUUUGUCAUAUUCCUGAGGAUACAGAGCUCGUUGACUACUGACAACUAGGCAUGUACCAAUACCAAUACCAAUACCAAUGUCAAUACUAUUGAGUAUUGAUAUUAAAAAAUUAAUAAUAGGACACGAUGAUCUUAUUUCUCGACUCUGUCAAAGUUUCAUUGAUGAAUUCACAUUGGAACAAUGGUUAGAUGAUCCAAAAUCUGAAGCAGACUUUACAGUGGAAGGACAUUUGAAAAAAGUGCAAGAAAUGGCUACGAACAAUGGGAGAACACCGGAAGAAUUACAACAGUGGAUUGUAGAAACAUUUUGGCCUGCUAGUUUUGCACCUCCAAGGCAACAAUCCCGCGUUUAUGCUAGUUCCAGAUAUUAUGGAUGUAUGUACUUAUGUCUUUUCCAGGCAGAUCCACAUUUUAUUUAG